GUGUGACGCCCGAUCCCGCCUCGCAUUCCCCUCCCCCCCCCCUGCCCUCUCCCGCGCACGCACAUACCCACCCACACCAGCAACCAUGAGCGACAACUCCUACCCCCCUCCCGCCGACACCAAGCAGGACGCCCCCCCCGCCUCCGGUGGUGGCAACACCUCUGUCAGCGUCUCCGUCUCGGCGGUCUUUAGCCUGCGCGGCCUCCUGCGUAUGGCUCUCUUCUCCUGCGCCCUCAUCGGUGUCAUUCUCUGUGGCCAUGGCUUCGGUGCUGGUGGCUGGUACACCUUCGUGGCCGUUUGCUCUCUCCUCUUCUGUCUCUACUUCAUCAUCCACUAUGCCUUCCUGGGCAGCCUCUACCCCAGCAGCUUCGCCGCCUUCUGCCCUUCGAUUGAGUUCUGGUUCGAUUCUACCUGGACUGUGUUCUGGCUGAUCGCCGCCAUCGUCGUCUUUGUGGAUUACCACCACUUUGGCCGUCUCAUCGCGGCUGGUGUGUUCGGUCUGGUUUGCGCUGGUCUCCACGGCGUGCUGGCCAUCAUGAUGUGUGCCCAUGCCCGGUGCAACGGCGCCAUCACCAUCACCGUCUAAGGGGGGGAGCAGCAGUGGACGUGUGUGCCCCUCUCCCGCCCAUUUUUUCUCGUACCUCGACGCUGUUGUCCCGUGUACCUGUCAGUUUCCCCGGCAUCUUUUUCCUGUCCCCAGCCCGUCGCCGGGCGCGGACUCUCUGCUUCUUGCAUUCUCCCCUGCCCCUCUCCUCCCCGUUGUUCUCGGGGGAGGAGUAAAGCACGCCCCAGCGCGCGCGCCUCACCGAAGUCUGCGCAGCACGAGAAUGAGUAUCCUCUCGGCGCGCGCAUGUGCUGCGCGCGUGCCCUCCCUACCAUGCUGGGGUAUAUCCACACGCAAUAUACAUACAUAAACCACAAAGCCACACACCCGCGCGCGGCGCAAUAUGCACGGAAGGGUAGCGAGCUU
Molecule: messenger RNA, 970 nt
Organism: Fonticula alba
Lineage: Eukaryota; Rotosphaerida; Fonticulaceae
Exons: 2
Coding region: 86-586 (166 amino acids)
Cellular component (GO): membrane
Source: RefSeq, a predicted model, not a curated record